AUGACGGAGGCACAUUUUAAGUACCAUGGAAAUCUCACUGGGCGAGCCCAUUUUCCCACCCUGGCAACAGAGGUUGACACCACUUCAGAUAAGUAUUCCAACCUGUACAUGUAUGUGGGCUUAUUCCUCAGCCUCCUGGCCAUUCUCCUCAUCCUGCUGUUCACAAUGCUUCUUCGGCUCAAGCAUGUCAUCUCACCCAUCACCUCUGAGAGCACCGAAAGCGUUCCUCAGUUCACAGAUGUAGAGAUGCAGAGUCGAAUCCCCACCCCUUAAAGCCAGGAUGAAGGUUAAUGUUAGUGGAUCUUAGUAAACCCUUUUAUGCUGCCAUUCCGAAAAGCUUACGUUGUUGCAUGUAGCUUCCCCUGUAGGGAAUCAACAAGUUGUUCAUUAAAGCUGGGGUGUUUUCUUUGUGUUAUUUUUUAUCUUGACUCUGCUUGUGGAAUAUCUAAGAAGUUUAAUACUCAUUCUUUGCCAGGAAUAUAGGAAAUGGCAGCUGGUUGGGAGGGCAGGUUUCCAUAGUAACCAAACAGCGCCUGGGCCUUGAACAAACCUCAGACCACAGAAAUUCAUAUGCAGCUGUUGUAACAAAAAACAACAACACAGAAUCUAUGGAAGCUCCAAGAAUGAACAAGGAGGAUUUGCCCUUGAAAGGG
Messenger RNA from Loxodonta africana (African savanna elephant), 653 nucleotides. RefSeq names its product serine rich and transmembrane domain containing 2 (gene SERTM2). The record is from RefSeq and is a predicted model, not a curated record. Gene Ontology annotation, cellular component: intracellular membrane-bounded organelle. The transcript has a single exon. Lineage: Eukaryota; Metazoa; Chordata; Mammalia; Proboscidea; Elephantidae. The coding region runs from base 1 to 273 and encodes 90 amino acids.